Lycium barbarum (goji berry) is the source of this 746-nucleotide messenger RNA. RefSeq names its product putative F-box/LRR-repeat protein 23. The record is from RefSeq and is a predicted model, not a curated record. Gene Ontology annotation, molecular function: protein binding. Bases 1 to 675 code for a protein of 224 amino acids. NCBI's taxonomy places the organism in Eukaryota, Viridiplantae, Streptophyta, Magnoliopsida, Solanales, Solanaceae. The transcript is spliced from 6 exons.
AUGGUGAAAAAGCUGCCAUGGUUAGAACUGCAGGAAGUACUGGAAACUGCACGGAAAGUGUGUACUUCUUGGAGGCGAAUAUGCAAGGAAUCUUCCAUGUGGCGAGUUAUUAAUAUGUCGAAUGAUGGAGACCUGUCUAAUAUGCCUUACAAUUUGAAGAAAAUGUGCAGAUAUCCAGCCAAGAGUGUGCUGGUGACCACCCUUGGCCAUGAGUGGCUCCGCAAUUUCCUUCGGGAUUUGGAAGAGUUUAGUUUCCUGAUUCAUAACAGGAUAACAGAGGUGGUUGCACUGUCAUCUAUGCUUUUGUCCACCAGAUCAGGAAAACUGAAAAGACUUAGCAUUGCAUAUUGCUAUGGUAUGGUAUGUGACGGCUUGGUUGAAGCAGUUCAAAAGCUCCAUUGCUCUAAAAGCCUGCCAACCUUGCACCACCUUCAACUCAUUGGAAACAGUAUUACAAAUAAAGGCCUCGAGGCUAUUCUUGAUAGUUGUCCUCAUCUUGUAUCACUUGACCUGCGGCUGUGCAACUAUGUUAGCCUCAACGCAGUCUUGAGUAGUAGAUUAUCUGGACAAAUUAAAGAUGUGAAGCUCUCUCAUGAUUCUCUAGCAGGUCUUGACUUUUCAUUUAAGGCUUGCGGGGAAGAGGAUGAUGACAUGUUGUUGGUGAUAAUACAAUAAUAAUAAAAUUACAAUUGAAAAACAAAACAAAAAUGUCUUCGGCUGAGGCGCGGAUAUCUCGCUCUCUUUAA